AGCAGUAAAUCAACUUUAAACACACACAUGAGGAUCCACACAGGAGAGAAACCAUUUGCUUGCGAUGUUUGUGAAAAAAGAUUUAGCGUUAAAUCAAGCUUAAACACACACAUGAAGAUCCACACAGGAGAGAAACCAUUUGCCUGUGAUGUUUGUCUAAAAAGAUUUAGCGAUAAAUCAGAUUUAAACAGACACAUGAGGAUCCACACAGGAGAGAAACCAUUUGCUUGCGAUGUUUGUGAACAAAGAUUUAGCAAUAAAUCAAGCUUUAACAGACACAUGAGGAUCCACACAGGACAGAAACCAUUUACCUGUGAUGUUUGUCUAAAAAGAUUUAGCGAUAAAUCAAGCUUAAACACACACAUGAGGAUCCACACAGGACAGAAACCAUUUACCUGUGAUGUUUGUCUAAAAAGAUUUAGCGAUAAAUCAAGCUUUAACAGACACAUGAGGAUCCACACAGGACAGAAACCAUUUACCUGUGAUGUUUGUGAAAAAAGAUUUAGCCAUAAAUCAAACCUUAACAGACACAUGAAGAUCCACACCAGAA
Messenger RNA from Austrofundulus limnaeus, 550 nucleotides. RefSeq names its product gastrula zinc finger protein XlCGF71.1-like. Gene Ontology annotation, biological process: regulation of transcription by RNA polymerase II. NCBI's taxonomy places the organism in Eukaryota, Metazoa, Chordata, Actinopteri, Cyprinodontiformes, Rivulidae. The transcript has a single exon. The record is from RefSeq and is a predicted model, not a curated record. The annotation marks the transcript as partial. Gene Ontology annotation, molecular function: RNA polymerase II cis-regulatory region sequence-specific DNA binding; DNA-binding transcription factor activity, RNA polymerase II-specific.